Penicillium olsonii is the source of this 1446-nucleotide messenger RNA. NCBI's taxonomy places the organism in Eukaryota, Fungi, Ascomycota, Eurotiomycetes, Eurotiales, Aspergillaceae. The record is from the annotation of a GenBank genome assembly.
AUGAUUACGCCCACCAUGAUUACUGUUGAAUCUCUUCCUCAACUUCUGGCCGAUGACAUUAUGGUCAAGGUCGCUGGCAUUGACAGCGAUGGGGUGCUGCGUGGCAAAGUGAUGGCCAAGGAGAAGUUCCUGGGGAUUGCAGAGAAAGGCUUCGGCUUUAGCUCAGCCCUUUUCGGUUGGGACAUGCACGAUAUGCUUUGGACAACCGAUGCGCGAGUUGCACCCCCAGAGUCAGGAUAUGCUGAUUUCCUCGCUAUUCCUGACCUCAACUCCUUCCGCCGUCUCCCAUGGGAAGACAACAUUCCUUUCUUCCUCGUGCGAUUCCUCGAUGACACUACUCCGGUCUCAGCAGACGGAAGAAGUCUGUUGAAGAGUCUGUGCGACAAGCUUGCAGGAGAGGGACUCCAUGCUCUGGCUGGAGUUGAGCUUGAAUUCAUGAACUUCCAGACUCCCUCCGAAGACGGAUACGGCAGCGCAGGCUCGCGACACCCUAACCUCGCUACAUUCCUCGAAAAGAACUCCCCUGGUGCUCUUCGUCCUAUCACUGCCGGCAUGUUCUGCUACAGCUCAACGCGGCCUGUGGCCAACAAGAAAUACUUUUAUGAUAUCUUCAACACCGCUGCUAAGAUCAACUGCGGCAUUGAGGGAUGGCACACCGAGGGCGGGCCUGGUGUGUAUGAAGCAGCCCUCAAGGUUUGUGAAAUCAGCGAGAUGGCCGAUAAGGUCGCGAUGUUCAAGCUCCUGACCAAGUCCUUGGGAAUGGACCACGGCGUCACCCCGUGCUUCAUGGCGAAGCCCAUGCAGGGCAUGCCUGGAAGCUCCGGUCACAUCCACGUCUCUCUUGCGGACAAGAAUGGCAAGAACCUUUUCGCGAGAGAGACUCCCGAGGCGAAUCCUCAAUGGUCGGACAUUGCACACCUCUCCGACACCGGACGACACUUCCUUGCUGGUCUUCUCGAAGCUCUCCCCGAUAUCAUGCCCCUCUUUGCACCAACAGUCAACUCAUACAAACGCCUGGUCGAGAAUUACUGGGCACCUGUACACAUUAGUUGGGGACUUGAAGACCGCAUUGCUUCAAUUCGUCUGAUCACACCACCUGUUUGCAAGCCCGGUGCGACUCGCUUCGAAGUCCGUAUCCCUGGUGCUGAUCUCCACCCUCACUACGCUUUGAGUGUCAUCCUUGCAGCUGGCUGGAGGGGUGUGCAGAAGAAGCUCGAGAUCAAGGUUCCACCCAUGUCAGCGCGCAAAGAGGGUGAACGCCCAGAACUAUUGCCCAAUACCCUGGACAAAGCCUUGGAUCGAUUCUCAGCCCCUAACAGUAUCGCAAGGGAACUAUUGAGUGGCGAGUUUGUGGACUUCUUCACUGCGACGAGACAGCAUGAGCUGGGACUUUGGAGAGAGGCUGUGACUGAUUGGGAAGUCAAGCGGUAUAUUGAAAUUGUGUAA